AUGAAGCUCCUUUUCCUCGUCACCUUGUUCGCUCUGGCCCUGCAGUUGGUAGCCUCAGCCACGACUACAACGCAGUCAUCCGUCACGAAGUGCAAGAACCCGAGCAGAUCCACGACUGCUGGAGCGUCCAUUGGAGCGACCACCGCUACCACGAGAGCGGGCAUUGCCUCCAUUGGAGCGUCCGCCACCGCGCCCACCACGCUGCCGGUCCUCUCCUCGUCCGCCGCCGCCCCUGCGUCCACCUCCCCUUUCGCCGUCAUCACGUCCUCUCCUGCCCCUUCCGCGACCGCCCUCGUCGCGACCUCUUCCGCCUCCUCCACAGCCACCAUCAUGGCGACGGUGGGGCCGUCUGAUGUGGUCGAGGCCGAUGCAGAUGUGGUCGAGGCUGCCACGGUCGUGGUCUCGGUUGCCGUCUCCGUAGUGGAGGCUGCUUCCGUGCUGCUGGUGCUUCCGGAGCUGCUGGUGCUCGAUGUGGAGGAUGCCGCUGUGGCCAGGGGAACGAGAGCGGCCAGGAUGGCCAGGGAAAGCACAAAAAGGUAUCGCAUCGUGACUCUUGUUUCUGCUCAGGCUUCUGUUCAGUUAACACCGCCUGCCACCGGCUCGUCCUCCGGCACUCCUACCAGCACCUCGCCCGCCGGCACGCCUACCAGCACCUCGCCCGCCGGCACGCCUACCAGCACCUCACCCGCCGGCACGCCUACCAGCACCUCGCCCGCCGGCACGCCUACCAGCAGCUCGCCCUCCGGCACUCCUGCCAGCAGCUCGUCCUCCGACACUUCGCCAGCUACGACCACCACAACAACAGAAGCCACGACGACAACCACAACAGAAGAGGCGACUACCAAGAAGCACCAUCGCCGCAUCCAUCGCAGGCGUAUAGUGAUUAUCCGUAGAGAGAGACGCGGCGGGGAUAACAGGAGGAACAGGAGGAACAGGAGACUUAGGCGUGAAGGUGGAAGCGGUGGGGACGUGAGGCGUGUACGUGUUCAUGAGCGUCGCAGAGUGCGCUUGGGCCGAAGGUUCUCCCGGGUGUAA
Molecule: messenger RNA, 1035 nt
Organism: Drosophila persimilis
Lineage: Eukaryota; Metazoa; Arthropoda; Insecta; Diptera; Drosophilidae
Product: flocculation protein FLO11
Exons: 4
Coding region: 1-1035 (344 amino acids)
Source: RefSeq, a predicted model, not a curated record